This is a messenger RNA of Meyerozyma guilliermondii ATCC 6260, 1497 nucleotides long. RefSeq names its product mitochondrial 37S ribosomal protein mS47 (gene EHD3). The transcript has a single exon. The record is from RefSeq and is a predicted model, not a curated record. Lineage: Eukaryota; Fungi; Ascomycota; Pichiomycetes; Serinales; Debaryomycetaceae. The coding region runs from base 1 to 1497 and encodes 498 amino acids. Gene Ontology annotation, biological process: L-valine catabolic process. Gene Ontology annotation, cellular component: mitochondrion. Gene Ontology annotation, molecular function: 3-hydroxyisobutyryl-CoA hydrolase activity.
AUGCUUCGUAUCACUAAUAAGGGUGUUACUCGUGGUGUAACUCGUACAUCCUUGAGGUCUUUUUCUGUUUCAAACAUGGCAGCUGCUCACGCUGAAGAUGAUGUACUUUUUUCCAACCGUGACUUGGCACGGGUGGUUACUCUUAAUCGGCCCAAGAAGCUCAAUUCACUCAAUACACUGAUGGUGCUGAAGAUAGCUCCUCGUCUUGUGGAAUAUUCAAAAAGUUCUGUGGCCAAUAUGGUGUUGCUCAAUUCCAACUCUCCAAAAGGUUUGUGUGCUGGUGGAGAUGUGGCCGAAUGUGCUUCUCAGAUCAAGAAUGAAUCUAACCCCGGCUAUGCCAGUGAUUUUUUCCAGCAGGAAUACAAUCUUAACUACUUGAUAGCCACCUAUCCAAAGCCUUAUGUGUCGUUCAUGGAUGGUAUCACCAUGGGAGGUGGUGUGGGUUUGUCGGUCCAUGGUCCGUUCAGAAUUGCAACUGAACGCACAAAGUUAGCUAUGCCUGAGAUGGACAUUGGUUUUUUCCCAGACGUUGGUACCACUUUCUUCUUACCUCGGUUGGACGACAACUUGGGUCGCUUUUAUGCCAUGACCGGUAAGGUGAUGAGCGGAGUCGAAGCUUAUUACGCUGGCUUCGCAACCCACUAUGUCACCUCUGACAGACUUGACCAGCUUGCUACAAGGCUUGCAAACUUGCAGCCCCCAGCUCUCAAUGAUCAGAAACCUGCCGACAACCACUCGUCUACCGUUUCAUCCCAGCGUGAAUUCUUUGCUCAAGUCAAUUCUGCAAUUGAAGAAUUUGCUGCCACCAGCAUUGACGAAAACCCAUUGACCGUGGAACAGCAAAAGACUAUCAAGAAUGCGUUCUCCAAAAAUACCGUGGAGGAGAUUUUGGCUCUGUUGGAUCAAGAUGGCAGCGACUUUGCUCUUCAAACUAAAAAGACAUUGAUGACCAAGUCGCCUACCUCGCUUAAAGUGGCGCUUGAAUUGAUGAUUCGUGGAGCUGAAAACACAAUCCGUGCACAACUUGAAUUGGAGAUGAUUGCCGCUACCAAUAUCAUGCAUUUGAGGCCUGAACAAAACGACUUCGUUUUGGGUGUGAGCCACAAGUUGAUUGACAAGGUCAAAGAGCCUGCAUUCCCCAAUUGGUAUAAGCAUCCUAACGUGAGCGAGAUCUCGAAAGAGCACGUUGAAAAGCUUCUCGACUCCUCGAUCCAUACUGCCAAGUUGAGCCACCCACUUCUUCAGAAAUUUUUUGGCGUAAACUACAAGGAAUAUCCUCACCAUAUGGGUUUGCCUAGCGCCAAGCAGGUUGAAGACUAUGUGACUGGCAAUGACGGAUCCAACCGGUCUUAUUUGCCCACCCCUGCUGAAGUGGUCAAACACUUUCAAAGGGCGACAAAUAACAAGGUUGGUGUUCAGCAAAAAGUGGAGCGCAUCUUGGCAAUUCAUGGAGAAAGCUCAAAGUACGAUAAUAAAUACGUAUCGUGGGUUAAGUAA